This is a messenger RNA of Hyaena hyaena (striped hyena), 1696 nucleotides long. It is a transcript of the gene FXYD6, whose product is annotated as FXYD domain containing ion transport regulator 6. The record is from RefSeq and is a predicted model, not a curated record. Bases 119 to 403 code for a protein of 94 amino acids. Gene Ontology annotation, molecular function: sodium channel regulator activity. Gene Ontology annotation, cellular component: membrane. Lineage: Eukaryota; Metazoa; Chordata; Mammalia; Carnivora; Hyaenidae. Gene Ontology annotation, biological process: regulation of sodium ion transmembrane transporter activity. The transcript has 8 exons.
CGGGAAACACGCGAGAGCCUCUCCCACCGCCCCGCCCCCAGCCCCGCCGCUCCCAGCUCCUCGGACUCCGUGCGUCCUCGGGGAUCGUCUCCGAGGGGCCCCGCGCAGCGCAGACACCAUGGAGGUGGUGCUGAUCUUUCUAGGCAGCCUGCUGGCUCCCACCGUCCUGGCCAGUGCUGAGCAGGAGAAGGAAAAGGACCCUUUUCAUUAUGACUACCAGACGCUGCGGAUCGGGGGACUGGUGUUUGCAGUGGUGCUCUUCUCUGUGGGGAUUCUCCUUAUCCUGAGUCGCAGAUGCAAGUGCAGUUUCAAUCAGAAGCCCCGGGCUCCCGGGGAUGAGGAGGCCCAGGUGGAGAACCUCAUCACUGCAAAUGCCACGGAGCCCCAGAAAGCGGAGAACUGAGGCGCAGCCCGCAGGUGGGAAGAACCUGAAAGGAGCUGCUUGAACCUUUAGACGCAGAUGUUGAUGCUUCAGAACCGGCCACUUGGGCAGCAGAUCCUUCCCCGGGAGAAGCCAAGAAUGUGUGUGUGUCCCCUGCCCUUCCCCGACCCCGGGAGCACCAUCCUCGACUCACGACACUCCAGCCCGCCUCUCCCGCCCGCCGCCCGCCGUCUCGCCCACCUCCUGUGACAUGUCUGCGUGUUUGAUGACUCCGUGGCUGCUUGUUUGUGGGUGGUGUUGUGUUUUAGUGACCCUGAUUUGCUCUCCUGGGCGGGUGCUGAGCCUCGCCACCAUCCGCCCCUCCCUGCCCCCCUGCGCCCUCACCCACAUCAUCUCCCACUCCUGGGGUGCGCUUUUCCCCCGAGAGACCAUCCCUUCUCUUGAUCCGGGGGUGGGUGUAGGGCGAGGGGGGUGUGGGUGGGGGGUCUCCAGUUGCCUCGGGACUCGGGAGGGUUUACAUCACCUUCGUGAUCGUUCUUCUUGGCCUCUCUUCACUUCAUUUACAAGAACCUCGCUUCUGUAUUCUAGUCCUGCCCCAGGUCUGCUCGGAGGGUCUCUGGGCAAUUGGAGGUUGGUGGCAAGGAGCUGGCGAGCCCGGCUUUGCCUCCGGGCAGGCUGUGCCCCUUCCCCGCUCCUCUUCCUCCUGGGGCUUCUACCCCGGAGUCCCCGUCCGCCCUGCAGCAUCGCAGAGCAGCCCGGGCCCAGGGCCCAGGGCUUCGACUCUGCCCCUGGGGAAUGUGCCCCCUGCAUAUCUUCUCAGCAAUAACCCCACGGGCUCUGAGCUCUGCUCCGCGCUCCUCCCUUCCCUCCUUCUGAGACUCCCAGCUGCAGCCCAGCUCUGCUGGACGGACUCCUGUCCCUGAAUGAGGUCUCUGGCAGGCAGUGGCUGGGGGGUCUGCUCUGGUGGGGCCAGCAAAGUGGCGGGGAGACUCUGCCAUGACCCACUGGUCAGGCAGCGGCGAUGGCUCCCAGGCCCUCUGCUCCCCCUGUUGCUGGUUAGAGCAGCAGGUGCAGCGGCUAGAAGGCAGGUUAGAGACCCCUCAAGGGCAGGUCGGCACAGCCCUGCUGCAGAGAGAACUGCAAGAGGUCGAAGGUCACCCAGAAGGGGACAUCCAAGCAGACCCCGCCCCUCCCAUCCAUCGUGUUCUUGGAAUCUAACCAGACGUGCCCCUGUGACGGGCCCUCGCUGUCCUCCGUGUUGUGAUCUAUCCUCUCCACGACAAAAAGGAAUAAAACACCAUUUGUUUCCUAGUG